Molecule: messenger RNA, 912 nt
Organism: Micromonas commoda
Lineage: Eukaryota; Viridiplantae; Chlorophyta; Mamiellophyceae; Mamiellales; Mamiellaceae
Exons: 2
Coding region: 1-912 (303 amino acids)
Molecular function (GO): metal ion binding; nucleic acid binding
Source: RefSeq, a predicted model, not a curated record
AUGGCGAGCCCCCAGGACAGCCCCCGCGAUAACGACGCGCCUAACGGCGACGGCGACGACCGGCACGACGACGCCCCCGCGCGCCGCAGCCGCUCGCGCUCCCCCGCCGACCGCCGCGAACGCAGCCGGAGCCGAUCGCCCCGCGGCAGGUCCCGCAGCCGAUCCCGCUCUCCCGCGCGGGGCGGGUACGGGUCGUCGCCGCCCCCGCGAGGCGAGCGCAAGACCGGCGUGGCGGGCCGCUGGAACCCCCGCGGGUUCGGCUUCAUCACCCCCGACCAGGGCGGCGAGGACCUCUUCUGCCACUUCUCCUCCAUCACCGACGGCAACAUGCUCAACGAGGGCGCGCGCGUCGAGUACGACGAGUCUUUCGACGACCGCAAGGGCAAGCCCCGCGCCGAGCGCGUCACCGGCGGCACGCAAGGCGAAGAUCGCGGACCCCCGCCCCCCCGCGACAACACCUGCCGCGACUUCAUGCGCGGCAACUGCAACCGCGAGAACUGCAGGUUCUCCCACGGCGACUCCGGCGGCGGCUACGGCGGCGGGCGCGGCGGCGGCGGCGGCUACGGCGGCGGCUACGGCGGCGGCGGCGGCUACGGCGGCGGCGGCGGUCGUUCGGACAUCUGUUACGACUUUCAGAAGGGAAACUGCACCAGGCAAUUCUGCAAAUUCUCCCACGACCUCGGCGGCGGCGGCGGCGGCGGCUACGGAGGCGGCCGCGAUUACGACCGAGGCGGCGCCCGCGAUUACGACAGGCGCGGAGGCGGCUACGACGACAGGCGCGGAGGCGGCUACGACGACCGGGGCAGGGACUCCUACCACCCUUACUCCCGCGACGACGAUCGCGGCGGCUACGGCGGCGGCCGCGACAGGCGCGACUCUCGCGGGUACGACGACCGACGCGGGCCGUAUUAA